Messenger RNA from Aureobasidium pullulans EXF-150, 1050 nucleotides. RefSeq lists its product as uncharacterized. The coding region runs from base 318 to 899 and encodes 193 amino acids. The transcript has a single exon. The record is from RefSeq and is a predicted model, not a curated record. NCBI's taxonomy places the organism in Eukaryota, Fungi, Ascomycota, Dothideomycetes, Dothideales, Saccotheciaceae.
UGAUAUUAUUCCUCUACGUCAAUUGAACAUCAAUAGGUUCUCGAUUGAUGUCCCAUUGCGAUGAAUAAGGUAGGCUGGAUAGUGGAAGUUUCCAGACAAAAUUUUGUAUCGGGCGGGAAAUCCAGUGGUGGUCGAAAAUUCGUCUCCAACUGUUUUGUUGUGCGUCGUUUGUUCUGCGCUUCUCGCAAACAAUUCAUUCAUAACAACGCGCAUCAAAUCCAUUCGCAACUGGUCUUACGCAGAAGCAAGGUACCUUUUCAAUCACACGGCUUCCCCGUUCAAAGCUGACCACAUCCUAUAGCAACCAAGUGUCUAAGAUGUCGGACACCUCUGGCGAUAGCGAGAGCUCAGUCGAGUAUGAUGGUCUGAAACCUUUUCUUUCCAGGCACAAGAGCGCGCACUCAGUAGCUCAAAGUAUGAGCCGCGACGACAAUGACAGCGAGUCCGACACCGACUCCUCAAGCGAGGAAGAGGGCGAAGGCGACGAACUUGUUGGCCAAACUGCCAUGUCCAAGAAGCUGGGCUACCCGUAUGUCUUUGGCAUGAAGAGCGAAAUCCAUCUCGUCAAGACUUGGUUGAAAGGGCUUGCCAACGAGUCUAUACAUGAACAAGUCUGCAUCACCAAGCAGCACAUCCGCCAUGACAAGAGAAUCAUGGACAACUUGGGACAUUGUCUGAAAGACGCUGCCCCCAUGGCCGACAAGUAUGUUGCGCACCGACGAGCCAUACCAAUAGUAAGUGCUGACGUUCUCUCACAGGGUAUCGCAAUUUAUGUCCGCCUCAGUCCAGAAGUCUGUUGCAUCGUACUUCGACAAGGCCACCAAGAAGAUACUCGCAGCCGAAGGAACCGGAAGUGCUCUCCUGAAGGAUCUUCUGGCCAUAAACUCUUUCAGAUCUGAGAUGUUGGAGGCGAUUGAGCAGGAAGUGAUCCUGAACGACGAUUUCCCUCACGCCAAGAUGGGCGCACUCAACACGGAGAUCAGCAAGGUCGUCAACUCUCACCUCAAGACCGUAUUGCUCACAGAAGCAAAAAAGAAGUCCGAGGUCAGA